Messenger RNA from Hypoxylon trugodes, 588 nucleotides. Its product is annotated as trimeric LpxA-like protein. NCBI's taxonomy places the organism in Eukaryota, Fungi, Ascomycota, Sordariomycetes, Xylariales, Hypoxylaceae. The transcript is spliced from 2 exons. Gene Ontology annotation, biological process: mitotic spindle organization. The record is from RefSeq and is a predicted model, not a curated record. Gene Ontology annotation, cellular component: dynactin complex. Gene Ontology annotation, molecular function: dynein complex binding. The coding region runs from base 1 to 588 and encodes 195 amino acids.
AUGUCGUCCUCCAAACGCCAAUCCAUUCUCCCUCGAAUUCCCUCCGGUCCUAAAGCGCCAGUCAAUUUCUCGUCGUCUAUAACGAUAGCCGAAGCUGCGAUCCUAAGCGGAAAUCACACCAUUAAUAUCAGCUCCGAGUCUGUCGUACAUCCUCGAGCGAAGCUAGAUUCCUCUAACGGACGAAUCACUAUUGGUCGGAGAUGUAUCAUACAUGAAAGAACGAGCAUUGGGGCGGCGUCUGCAGAUCCAACGCCCAGUGAAUCUCGUGAUGGCGUAGUUAUUAGUGACUAUGCUACAAUUGAAGUUGGUGCAGUACUCGAGUCUGGCGGCACAAUGAUAGGCGAAGGGUGUCUGGUUGGUGUGGGUUGCAGAGUCGGCAAGGGAGCAAAGCUAGGCAGGCACUGCACUAUAACACCACGGAGCGUUAUACAACCAGGAGAAACAGUACCGGAUUAUACCGUUGUUUAUUCUAACGGAACAAGACGAACCGAUAAACGUGGUAUAUCGGAUCUCAAGAAUAAGGCACAGGCUCGACAGAUUGAAAUACUGAGGAAGCUUAUACCAAGUGUUCCCGCCAAGUUUCAAUGA